AUGGACCCGGCGGCGGGCGAGCGGCAGCCUCUCCGCGCCCCGCAGCGUUCCGCGCGGCCGGCAGGAGGACGGAGCAGGCGGGCGCCGGCAGCCGAUGUUGCAUGCCCAGAUGUGCCCGCCCAGAUGUGCCGCCGCUGCCGGCGGAUGGCAAUUUCCUCCUUCCCUGACAAUAGAUCCAGCGGAGGGUGGCGGCGGCGACACGGGAUCCCCCCACCCCCCACGCCCUCAGGGUUUUUUGGGGUUGGUCGGGAGGGGGAGCCAAGCCGGCCCGGCCGCUCACAUCCCUGCCCCUCCCGCCGGCAGCGGCGAUCGCCGCGAAGCAGCAGCGCGCAGAGCCCGGUGGCGGCGGCGCCCGCACCCGGUCCCUGGCGGCGCGGCGGGGCCGGCGCUUGGCGCAGCAACGACGAGCCGCAGACCCUCCCCUCGCCGCCGACCCAGCACGUACGGCCCCCGCGGCUCCCCCGGCGGAGGUGGAGCGCGGGAAGAGGCAGAUGCGCGGCGCCGCGCGGGCAGCCCAGCGGACGGCUCGAUGGCCCCGGCCGCCGCCGGCCGUCGUCUCUUCCCCCCCGCCAGGGGGGGGCUACAGGCUUCCGCCUCCUCCCGAUAGGCGGAAGAAUGCAAAUGACAAGCGCUCGGGUGGCGGGGCGGCUACUGGGCGGGCGACGGGCAGGAAGCGGGCAGCGCCGCGCUGCGCAGGCGGGCGGCGAGGAGCGCGGCCGUGCCCCGCGGGCUGCGCGCCCACCAGCGGCCGAGAGGCACCGCGGGGCAGGGGGGAGGGGAGCGGUGCCGGCCCUGCGGGGCUGCGUGUCCGCCGGGACAGUGCAGAGCGAACGGUCGCGUCUGUCAUCCGGCUCCGGCCUCCGCGCCUGUGCUGUCAGCCUUGAGCAAACCUGUCUCCGGCUGUCAGUACGGUGCCCAGCGGCCCGCUCUAAUGCGAGGCUUGGUAACAGUGCAUUAAAAAGUCAUCCACAAAGAAAUUCUCCAAUCUUCUGGAAAACUGACAUGGCUGAUGGCUGGUUUUAGAGCAUCAACUGAAUAGAACAAGAAGGCUGGAUAUAUGAACCGGACUGAACACCCGUAAACCAUUGACAAGAAGCUUUCCGAAGAGCUUUGCAAGUAAUUUCAUGAACAACAGGACAGUUGGUGUGGAAAGUAAUGAUUUUGCCUUAAGGGAAUUCAUGG
This is a messenger RNA of Numida meleagris (helmeted guineafowl), 1182 nucleotides long. Its product is annotated as translation initiation factor IF-2-like. The transcript has 4 exons. Bases 1 to 1023 code for a protein of 340 amino acids. NCBI's taxonomy places the organism in Eukaryota, Metazoa, Chordata, Aves, Galliformes, Numididae. The record is from RefSeq and is a predicted model, not a curated record.